AUGUUUGAUUGCUGGUUCGGCUUCCACCCGGGCUGGUUCAAGUUCGAUCCGGCCGGUUCAAUGGCCACCACGUUCGACAGAGGCUGGGUUUGGUGCUGCAUUAGUGCUGCGUUGGUGGGUAGCAGUGCUGCGCUGGUGGUGGGGAGUAGUGCUACGUUGGUGGGUAGUAGUAGUGCUGCGUUGGUGGGUAGUAGUGCUGCGUUGGUGGGUAGUAGUAGUGCUGUGUUGGUGGGUAGUAGUGCUGCGAUGUCUCUGCCGUCCAACAACCUGAAUGGUGCCAUUCCUGAGUCCAUUGGCAAGCUUUCAAAUCUUCGCGUCUUAGAUUUGACGUACAACAGCUUGAGUGGCUCAAUUCCUGAGUCCUUUGGGAAGCUUGCAAAUCUUCGUGAUGUUGACCUUAGUUACAACAAAAUAAAUGGCUCAAUUCCUGCCUCCCUUGGGAAACUCACCCAACUGGUUCGCUUGUGA
Closterium sp. Yama58-4 is the source of this 468-nucleotide messenger RNA. The record is from the annotation of a GenBank genome assembly. NCBI's taxonomy places the organism in Eukaryota, Viridiplantae, Streptophyta, Zygnematophyceae, Desmidiales, Closteriaceae.